GACAAGGACUGUGCUAGAUACGUCUGCGGGGUAUCGUCAGGUCAUCUCUUAGACAUUCCGCCUCUACCUGAUAUACGCCACGAUAUACCACGUCCACAAUACUACCAACAUGGCGCAAUUACCCCUAAGCACCAUCACGAUGCCACCGCGAUUCUCUAUAGAGCUCGACCGCACCGACCCCGAUGUCCCCUUCCGCGCAUCGCAGUCCCACAUCCACCACACAUGGGCGCGCACCUUCCACUCUCGUCCAGAGCUGUAUAUUCGGCCACAGAGCCUACAAGAGAUACAGAAAGUCGUCACGCUCGCACGCCGAAUGCGACGACGUGUUGUGACUGUGGGAUGUGGACACUCGCCGUCAGACCUCACCUGCACGUCGGGUUGGAUGGUAAAUCUAGACGACUAUAAAGAGGUGCUAAAGGUGGACAAGGAGCGCAAAACGAUGACGGUCCAAGGAGGUAUUCGUAUGCAUAGCUUGAAUCUACAGGCGAAAGAGCAUGGCCUUACGAUGCCGAAUCUGGGGUCAAUUGACGACCAAUCGCUGGCUGGGGCUAUUGGGACGGCGACACACGGCAGCUCGAUGAACCACGGACUACUGUCUGAUUGCGUACAGAGCUUGCGUAUUGUGCUUGCGAACGGGCAGGCAGUACGAUGUUCGGCGACACAGUCACCAGACCUCUUCCGCGCGGCGCUGGUGUCGUUGGGCGCAUUGGGCAUCAUUGUCGAGAUCGAGUUUCAGAUGAUUGAGGCGAGCGAUAUCGAGUGGAUGCAGACCAUACGGCCGAUGGAAGAUGUGCUUGCGGAUUGGAACAAUGGUCUUUGGACAUCGAACGAGUUUGUAAGGGUCUGGUGGCUACCGUACAUGCGUCGGGCCAUCGUGUGGCGGGCAGACAAGACUACAAAAGCGAGUGUGAAGCCGACAUACAACUGGUACGGCGGCAGCGUCGGCUACCACACCUACCACAUCCUUCUCUGGAUAUCGCAAUAUGUCCCGCGGUUCUUGCCAUGGGUGGAGUGGUUCGUCUUCGGCAUGCAGUACGGUUUCAAGGACGGCGCCAUAAUCUCAGCAGUUGGUGAGCAGCGAACGGAGCUCCUCAUGAACUGUCUUUACUCUCAGUACGUCAAUGAAUGGAGCAUACCCCUCGACAAAGGUCCCGAGGCCCUGACCCGCCUAACGAGUUGGAUCAAUGGCGACGAACAGAGCUCCGGUAUUCCUUUCAGCACAAAGGGCCUCUAUGUGCACUCUCCCAUCGAAGUCCGCGUUGCAAACACAGUAAACAGGGAACCACGGCCGUAUCUUGACACCUCAUACCCUGACACACCAGCUCUUUACCUCAAUGCCACCCUUUACCGCCCGUAUGGUCAAGAUCCGCCGUGUCGGGAACGUUACUACCAAGCCUUCGAGCACCUGAUGAAAGACUACAACGGCCGGCCCCAUUGGGCAAAGAACUUUCAGAACGUAGACCACACCUAUCUCUCCUCUGUCUAUGGGUCCGAUCUCGACGAGUACAACCGCGUACGAAAAGAAGUCGACCCGGAGGGCAUGUUCAUUGGCGCAUGGCACCGCCGCACAAUCCUCCCUUCCAAAACCGAAGUCCCCGUCUUUCCACUCGAAGAAAAAGAAGUUGUAAGACGCGUUCGACGGACUGGAGGCAUAGACUGGAUCGGCGAGCAAGCGCGGUGGUGGGAUGGCGGUAUCGAUGUAUUCGAGAAGGCGGCAAGCGAGAGCGGAGAGAGCUUCGACUUGAUGGCUGGUGCGGAGGCGGAGAGUAGUAUGUUGCUCGAGAGUUUGAGAGAUGAGAUCAAUGAGGAGAAGUAUGAGAGGAGCGAGAGGAUCGAGACCGAGCCUCGGAUCAAGGAGGGUGCUGAGAAGUAUUCUACCGGAACGAACGCGUUCAAUAAGAUGUAGGUCGUUCAAGAAGAUUAAUCGGUAUCAGAGGAGAUCUCCAUCUUUGCGGACCUUUGCGAUGCGUCGUCUGGUUCCGUCCAAGUGUUGGUGAUGGUGGUGGUGGUGGUAGUUCUUCGCCCUCAUUAUCUGCCUCCUCUUCUCCCUUCAACAAUCUCUCCUUGUUCACCCUCCAAUACCACUCAUCCACCGAAUCCUGUCCAAUAUUUGCAAUGAGCUCCGGGACCUCUUUCCUCUUCACGAACCCCUUCUCCCUCCUCCUGCCAACCUGCAUAAACGCAGCUUGAUUUGCUACCU
This is a messenger RNA of Cucurbitaria berberidis CBS 394.84, 2200 nucleotides long. RefSeq lists its product as uncharacterized. Gene Ontology annotation, cellular component: membrane; mitochondrion. NCBI's taxonomy places the organism in Eukaryota, Fungi, Ascomycota, Dothideomycetes, Pleosporales, Cucurbitariaceae. Gene Ontology annotation, molecular function: D-arabinono-1,4-lactone oxidase activity; FAD binding. The transcript has a single exon. The record is from RefSeq and is a predicted model, not a curated record. The coding region runs from base 110 to 1906 and encodes 598 amino acids.